Encephalitozoon intestinalis ATCC 50506 is the source of this 1131-nucleotide messenger RNA. RefSeq names its product putative transcription-associated recombination protein. Gene Ontology annotation, biological process: ubiquitin-dependent protein catabolic process. Gene Ontology annotation, cellular component: proteasome regulatory particle, lid subcomplex. Lineage: Eukaryota; Fungi; Microsporidia; Unikaryonidae. The coding region runs from base 1 to 1131 and encodes 376 amino acids. The transcript has a single exon. The record is from RefSeq and is a predicted model, not a curated record.
AUGAGUGAAAAAGAACGUGUUGAAGAGUUACUUGAGGUAUUAAGCCGGCUAGGCACAAACAGAGAAGAAGGAAUGGAUAUUUACGAGAGACGUGUGUUUGCAUUUAUGAAAGAUAUCAAGCCUGAGACAUUUGACUCUCUUGACUUUGGAAGUGAGCUUGAGAGGAUUGCUGCAUAUCCUAUAGUUCUUGGAGCUCUUUUCAUGAGGAAGGAGUUUAAGAAGAUCGACAAGAUGGUUAAUGAAAACCUGCUGCCUUAUCUCAUUGGAAAGAAAAGAAUCUACGAUUAUUUUAUCGGGCUCGUUGUGAAGAUUUUUUAUCUUGCAAGGAAGAACGAAUGCCAGGAUAACUCCACUCUUUUCAGUCUUCUUGUUACAAAUAAGGAGCUUGGUAAUGAAUAUACCGUUUCGGUGAUAACCAAUUGUCUUCUGGAUAUGCUUAUUAGCAACAAAAUAUUCCAAAGGAUCGAGAGUUCCAUUGUAACAACUUCUGAGCAAGCAAGGUACAAUUAUUACAAUGGAAUAAUUUCCAUGGUUGAAGGAGACUACGAGUCGGCCCUGAAGUGCUUUCACACAAGCAUCAUCCUUUCAACAAAUCGUGAUGUGAUUUUAGGUGCUGAGAAACGUGUUAUUUUGUGUAUGUUGCUUAACAGCGAUUACAACAUUCCGUACUCUUAUAGGCCAAGUCUUAAAACAUACUUUGAACUUGCUUCUGUUGUGAAGAAAGCCGAGAUAAAAAAGUUUGAGGAGACUCUAGAAAACAAUAAGAAUGAAUUGAUGUCUCAAGGCUUGUACUUUGUGGCAAGAAGAUUAUAUCAAAAUGUAAUUCAGGAGGGAAUAAGAAGAAUAAGUGUUAUAUAUUCCCAAAUAUCUUAUGCAGACAUAGGCCAUCUCUUAGACAUCAAUCCUGAAGAAGUAGAGUAUCUGGUUAAGAGAACAAUUAGAAAAGGUUUGAUAGUGGGGAAGGUUAUUGAUGGUAUCUUUUACUCUCUGAGAGAGGAUAAGUCGGGGGCUGACAUAGGUAUCGGAAUCAGGGAUUGCAUACAAUUAACGAAGUAUAUCCAAGAGCAUAUGAGAUAUCCUGCUAUUGAACCUCUAUGCUAUGAAAAGGUUAGAAAAACCCAUGACAAAUAA